AUGUGGCUUAAAGCGAGUACGCUCCCAUCCUCGAUUAAGCACGUGCCGAUUAAGAAACUGCUGGACGCGAUGAGGUCGGUAGCGAGCAGGUAUUAUGGGGCAUUCACGACGGAGUCUUUUACGGCGGGAGCAGCGAGGGGGCAGUUUAAGAAUGAUCCUCUUCCGCCGACGCCUGGUGGGAAAGAGGGAGACAAGAACGAGGCACUCGUUCUAGUUGCUCUCUCACUGUUCCCGCUUUUCGCAUCUCCACUCUCUCACACCCUCUCCUCCUCUCCCCACUUUCUCACCCUCUCCUCCUCCCCCACUUUCUCACCCUCUCCUCAUUGCCCCGCUUUCUCACCCUCUCCUCCACCCUCCCCCUUUCUCCCCCUCCUGCUCCCUCCACUUUCUCACAUUCUCCUCACCCCACUUCCUACCCUCUCCUCCUCCCCCCACUUUCCCACCCUCUCCCCCUCCCCCCACUUUCUCACCCUCUCCUCCCCGCCCCAAUUUCUCACCCUCACCUCAUUCCCCCCAUUUCUCAACCUCUCCUCCUCCCCCCCCCCCUUUCUCACCCUCUCCUACUACCCCCAUUCUCUCACCUUCUCCUCCUCCCUGCACUCUCUCUCCUCCUCCUUCCCGCACUCUCACACCCUCUCCUCCUUCCCGCACUCUCACACCCUCUCCUCCCUCGCUCUUCUCACUCUCCCCCUCUUCCCCCACUCCUCCCACCCUCCCCCUCUCCCCUCAUUCUUCCCGCCCUCCCCCUCUCCCCUCAUUCUUCACGCCCUCCCCCUCUCCACUCACUCUUCUCACCCUCCACUCACUCUUCUCACCUUCCCAAAUUCCAUAUUGCAACCCGCUGCCCUCCAUACACACCUGCUCGACUUCUGCCCAUAUCUUACUCGGUCUGGUGUGUUGAGAAGGGGCCGGCCAGUGUGA
Messenger RNA from Closterium sp. Naga37s-1, 921 nucleotides. The record is from the annotation of a GenBank genome assembly. NCBI's taxonomy places the organism in Eukaryota, Viridiplantae, Streptophyta, Zygnematophyceae, Desmidiales, Closteriaceae.